UGUCACCACACGCAACGUAAGUAACGUGAAUGUUCAUUAAAAACUCAACGUUGAAAACCUACUUUACGUUAAUCAUUUAAACCAGUCGGAACUCAGAAUAAAUUGGUGCUUUUUAUCGUAAGAAAAUCGUGAAAAUGUUGGGGGGAAAUCAAGACAAAACUCACGACACAGUGAACCAAAACCUGCGCGGUUUACAGCAGCAACCAGCAGAAGAGAAGAGCGGGCAUAUCCGCCCGUCGCGUCCGGCGGCUUCGUCCACAAAGCAACAGCAACAACACCGCACACCACUUGGUGAUAUCAGCUACAAACUCGGUAAUGUGGCCAUCGGAAAUAGAAACAGUCAUGACAGUACUUCGCAGAGACCUAAGACGAUUGUAAUUGAAGGAAAUAUUGGCAGCGGGAAGUCAACAUUGCUGAAGUAUUUUGGUCAGAUUGACGAUUUUGAAGUCUUUCCGGAGCCCGUGGAAAAAUGGAGAGACAACAGGGGAGAAAAUAUGCUGGAUUUAUUUUACCAAGAUCCAAGUCGCUGGAGUUUUGCAUUUGAGUCCUAUGCACAGUUCACUCUGCUACAGGUUCAUCAAGCGCAGCCCGACUGCCGAGUCAAGAUGAUGGAAAGAUCCUUACACAGCGGCAAAUACUGCUUCAUUGAGACGCUCUACCAAAGUAACAAGCUACAGACCCCAGAGUACAAUGUACUGAGCGAGUGGUUUGAUUGGCUGCUAACAACAAAAGACCUCCAUGUUGAUCAUAUAGUAUACCUUCGUAGCACCCCAGAGCAAUGUGAGAGGCGGAUUUGUGAGCGGAGUCGUAAAGAGGAAUCCGGAAUACCUCUGGAGUAUCUCAGAGAACUCCAUGAGAUGCAUGAGGAUUGGCUCAUCAGGAAGACAAAGUUUGAGCUUCCAGCACCAGUAAUAGUUCUUGAUGCAACAAAGUCAUUAAAAGAAAUGGAGCAACAAUUCAAAUUUCUCGAGGAAAAGUUACAAUUGUAGUGUUUAUUUUUGUAGGUUUGUUUUCAUCAAAAUAGUUUUUAGGUAUGAAAUUUUAGAAUUGUACAGUUUUAUUUCCAUUUUCUUAACAAGGUAUUACGAGGAAAGUCUACCCUUAGGGUCAUACUUUGGAUAUGACCCUCAAAGAAUUGUGGGGUUUUAUUCUAUCCGAAAAGCUUACUUGCUUUAAAGCUGUGAAUGGUGGUUUAGCAUUCUUCAAAAUCAUUUUGUCUGAAAUGCCCUCUUUGGAAAAGAAAUCAAUAAAGUAUGUCAACAAAUUUAAAAUCUCCAAUACUUACCUAAAGGCAAGAAUGGAGAUUCAAAAUUCCAUGGCGUCCAUUCGUCAAUGCUGUGGCCAGAGAUGUGGUUGGUACUCGCUUCUCCAUACUAGAUGUGGAUGGGUUUGUCAUUCUUAAAGAAGUUUUGUAACAGUUUUUUUCCCCAUUUUCUUAGCAAGUUGACAAUGUAAUUAGCUGAAAAUUUCACAUUUGACUUAUAUUGUAUCUUUACUGACGCUUUGCCUCAUAAAUAUUCAUUGUGUUGACAAAUCAAAUCUGUGACCCUACCUUUAAAGGCACUGGACACUUUUGGUAAUUGUCAAACACCAUUAUGCUCACUAUUUCAACAGAAAUUACUUCAAAAACUAUGUUACUUCAGAGGGAGUAGUUUCUCACAAUGUUUAAAUCAUCAACAGCUCGCCAUUGCUC
This is a messenger RNA of Asterias rubens (European starfish), 1693 nucleotides long. RefSeq names its product thymidine kinase 2, mitochondrial-like. The transcript has 6 exons. Gene Ontology annotation, molecular function: deoxynucleoside kinase activity. Bases 135 to 989 code for a protein of 284 amino acids. NCBI's taxonomy places the organism in Eukaryota, Metazoa, Echinodermata, Asteroidea, Forcipulatida, Asteriidae. The record is from RefSeq and is a predicted model, not a curated record. Gene Ontology annotation, cellular component: mitochondrion; cytoplasm.